Messenger RNA from Myripristis murdjan (pinecone soldierfish), 1044 nucleotides. Its product is annotated as gastrula zinc finger protein XlCGF57.1-like. Gene Ontology annotation, molecular function: RNA polymerase II cis-regulatory region sequence-specific DNA binding; DNA-binding transcription factor activity. Lineage: Eukaryota; Metazoa; Chordata; Actinopteri; Holocentriformes; Holocentridae. The record is from RefSeq and is a predicted model, not a curated record. Bases 1 to 1044 code for a protein of 347 amino acids. Gene Ontology annotation, biological process: regulation of transcription by RNA polymerase II. The transcript is spliced from 2 exons.
AUGAGAAACCACACUGGAGAGAAACCAUUUGUCUGCUCCACCUGUGAUAAAGGGUUUGCCCGGAAAGAUCACCUCAAAUCACACAUGAGAAACCACACUGGAGAGAAACCAUUUGUCUGCUCCACCUGUGAUAAAGGUAAAGGGUUUGCACAUAAAGGAGACCUCAUAUCACACAUGAGAAACCACACUGGAGAGAAACCAUUUGUCUGCUCCACCUGUGAUAAAGGGUUUGCACAUCAAGGAGACCUCAGCAAACACAUGAGAAUCCACACUGGAGAGAAACCGUUCAUCUGCUCCACCUGUGGUAAAGGGUUUGCACAUAAAGGAGACCUCAUAUCACACAUGAGAAACCACACUGGAGAGAAACCGUUCAUCUGCGCCACCUGUGAUAAAGGGUUUGCCUGGAAAGGACACCUCAGGAAACACAUGAGAAUCCACACUGGAGAGAAACCGUUCAUCUGCUCCACCUGUGAUAAAGGGUUUGCACAUCAAGGAGACCUCAGCAAACACAUGAGAAUUCACACUGGAGAGAAACCAUUCAUCUGCUCCACCUGUGAUAAAGGGUUUGCCUGGAAAGGAGACCUCAGCAAACACAUGAGAAUCCACACUGGAGAGAAACCGUUCAUCUGCUCCACCUGUGAUAGAGGGUUUGCCUGGAAAGGACACCUCAGGAAACACAUGAGAAUCCACACUGGAGAGAAACCGUUCAUCUGCUCCACCUGUGAUAAAGGGUUUGCACAUCAAGGAGACCUCAGCAAACACAUGAGAAUUCACACUGGAGAGAAACCAUUCAUCUGCUCCACCUGUGAUAAAGGGUUUGCCUGGAAAGGACACCUCAGGGAACACAUGAGAAUCCACACUGGAGAGAAACCAUUUGUCUGCUCCACCUGUGAUAAAGGGUUUGCCUGGAAAGGAGACCUCAGGAGACACACCAGAAUCCACACUGGAGAGAAACCAUUCGUCUGCUCCACCUGUGAUAAAGGGUUUGCCUGGAAAGGAGACCUCAGCAAACACAUGAGAAUCCACACUGGAGAGAACCUGUAG